Molecule: messenger RNA, 891 nt
Organism: Pundamilia nyererei
Lineage: Eukaryota; Metazoa; Chordata; Actinopteri; Cichliformes; Cichlidae
Product: high choriolytic enzyme 1-like
Exons: 1
Coding region: 100-891 (263 amino acids)
Biological process (GO): proteolysis
Molecular function (GO): zinc ion binding; metalloendopeptidase activity
Source: RefSeq, a predicted model, not a curated record
AAAGACCUGCGACUCAACUGUGUCAGACACGAAGCUCCGAGGAGUCUCUCCACAGCAGCUCUGCAAAGAAGCUCCACAGCUACCAGACCCACUCUGAAGAUGAGUCCCUCUGUCAGCCUGCUGCUCCUGCUCGGCCUCUCUCAGGCUCAUCCUCUCAUGGAGAAAAGAGGAGGAGGAGAGGGCCAGGUGGAGGAAGACCACACCGUCGAUAUCACCACCAGGAUUCUGACCGCAAACAAUGGCAGCAACGAGAUCCUGCUGGAAGGAGACAUCCUGCUUCCAAAAAGCAGAAAUGCCAUUAAAUGCCAGAGUUACCAGAGCUGCCUGUGGCAGAAAGACAACAACGGCCUGGUGACGGUUCCCUUCACCAUCAGCAGUGAGUACAGCAGCGGGGAAAGGCAGCUGAUCAGAAAUGCCUUGCAGUCCUUCCACAGCCAGACCUGUGUCCGCUUUGUCGACCGUAAGAACCAGAACGACUACAUCAGCAUCGAGAGCCAGAAAGGAUGCUUCUCUCCUCUGGGCAGACAGGGAGGGAAGCAGGUCCUGUCUCUCAACAGGCAGGGCUGCGUCUACUUUGGCGUCGUCCAGCACGAGGUCAACCACGCUCUGGGCUUCCAGCACGAGCAGACCAGGAGCGACCGCGACUACUACGUCAGGAUCAACUGGGAGAACAUCGACCCACAGAUGGCCUACAACUUCGACAAGCAGGACACCAACAACCUCAACACUCCCUACGACUACUCCUCCAUAAUGCACUAUGAAAGAACAGCCUUCUCCAUCAAUGGCAGGGAAACCAUCACCCCCAUCCCCAACCCCAACGUCCAGAUUGGCCAGAGGCAGGGCAUGUCCUACUGGGACAUCAGGAGGAUCAACCUGCUGUACGGCUGCUGA